Symbiodinium sp. CCMP2592 is the source of this 1824-nucleotide messenger RNA. NCBI's taxonomy places the organism in Eukaryota, Dinophyceae, Suessiales, Symbiodiniaceae. The record is from the annotation of a GenBank genome assembly.
AUGGCCCAGGAACUCACUCCUCGCCUGGCAGUGAUUGAUGAGAUCGUCGCUGAGGUGGCAUCCCCGUUUCAUCUUCGGUACGUGUUCGUCUGUGAGAUGCCCGUGGGCGACGCGGCCUUGGGCAGGAGACUUAGUGAUCUUGCGUCAGCCUCUGCUUCACCGAGUUCGAGCGGCUGCUGGAGCUUGUCCGCUUUCGCCAUGGCUUCCUCCGCCAGGAGGGCCGUAAAGCCUGCGGUAGUGAUGAUAGAGGAUGUCAGUGCAAGCACAGCUUGGGAGCAUCUUGAGAAGGAAUCAGAGGAUCGUGGUUCGUUUGAUGUUCAUGCUCUGCAGUUUUCCGCAGGUGAGCUUGACCAGUUUCAGAGCGUCUUCAAGGUCUUCGAUCGGGACCGCUCGGGCGGAAUGCAGGUGAGCGAGCUGAGCAGCGCCCUAAUCUGGCUCGGCUUCCCUAUCACCUCUGAGCAGAUCUCUUCCCUCUACGAGGGGAACGAUAUCGAUGGCAAUGGAACGCUGGGUGAGGCCGAGUUCCUCCGCUGCCUGGAGACUCUGUACGAGGAUGAGGCUGAGGGUAUCCGGCGCUUUCUCGAGGAGACUGAUGGCAGGUGUCAGAACGGUGGUCAGCUUCUGGAGCUGCUUGAGGAAUUAGGGUAUGUUGACGCCAGUGACGCUAUCCUGGAUGCCCUCCGCGAAAGCAAUGUCAACUUCGGCAAGAGACCUCCGUUGGAGAUCUCCGAAGACCUGCCCCUGGAUCUGGGGGCGGACGAGCUCAGCAACGUGCUGCUCAGCAGAAUGGCAGAUGCCGGAGUUGGAUGGCUGCUGCAGCCAGGGCUUUGCAAGCUCCGAGCUCGAGAAGGCUUCACCGACGCAGAGAUGCGCGAGCUGAAGGAAGCGUUUCAAAUGCAAACGUCUGGCAAGUGCGAGGAGAUUGCCUGCCCAGCGAUUCAGAAGGCCUUGCGCUGGCUUGGCCACUCCUACGCCUUCGAGGUGGUCCAGCACUUCGUGGGGGAGCUAGAUGUGGACUGCGAUGGGCGCUUGGACUUCACCCUGUUCGUGAAGCUUAUUCGCAAGUGCCGCGAUCUGGAGCGGCGAGCUGCCACGGCUGCCUUCCACAGGCUCGAUGCUUUAGGCUUCGGCUUCCUGGACGACGGGAAGCAGUGUCAGGCUUUUCAGAGUCUCGGAUGUCUCGACGCAGUGGGCAACCCACCUCCGCGGUCACUGGCAGAGUGCUCCUCCGCCGACUUGCCCACGUUUCUGAACAUCGUCCAGAGGUACAAAUUCAGCGCCUCCCGACUUCGCGAGCUGCGGAUGAAUGCUGGCUACUCUGAGCUGGAGCUCGCUGCACUUCGCACGCACUUCCAGCGCUUCGACAAGGACGGGAACGGCGUGCUGCGAAAAUCUGAAUUGGUCCAGCUCAUGGAAGAGCUGUUCCCGAGGCACUCCAAUCAGCGUGAAUUCCGGCCAUACUUCAUACAGCUUCUGGGUUAUGCGGACGCAGACAAGAACGACUGUCUUGACUUCCCCGAGUUCGUGCGUAUGAUCCGGAAGAUCAGUGACCACAUGGAGGAGCAGAACUACGAGUGUUUCAACAAGAGCUUAGACGAACUUCGCUUCACGACCAAGGAGGCAGCAGAAUUUCGUGGCCUCUUUCUUCAAGCAGAUCAGAGCGGCACGUGCAUGCUUUCCUUCGCUGACGUCAAGUCCAUGAUUGCACGCUGUUGUGUCCUGGAUGCGGAGCAAUCGACGAAACUUCUAGGUUUCUGCCGCUCUUCGGCUGCAGUUGAGAGCUUGGGUUGUUGUUGUUGGGUUUUUGGGGUUCAGGGCUCUUGA